AUGGCGAGCCGGGUGUUAAGUGGGAAACUCGGGAUUGUUACAGGAGCUACGAGAGGGAUUGGAGCCGCUAUCACGCAGAAUCUGGCCUCCAAGGGCUACUCGCUGGUGCUGGGCUACACCAGCGCAUCAUCAACCAAGCAUAGCACAAAACACGUUGAGUGGAAUGGCAAGUCUAUGGAAGAACAUGGUGUUCCCACUGAAAUCGCUCAAGUCGCGGCAGCGUAUCAGGCUGCUCAUGCUGCUCCACCGCGGGAGAAGAAUCUCAACCACCAGUACUCGAAUGUCCCAAACCAAUCCCGCAAUAACAUAAGAAAAGUUCACGGCCUCUCGUAA
Capronia epimyces CBS 606.96 is the source of this 333-nucleotide messenger RNA. RefSeq lists its product as uncharacterized. NCBI's taxonomy places the organism in Eukaryota, Fungi, Ascomycota, Eurotiomycetes, Chaetothyriales, Herpotrichiellaceae. The transcript has 3 exons. The coding region runs from base 1 to 333 and encodes 110 amino acids. The record is from RefSeq and is a predicted model, not a curated record.